Messenger RNA from Pangasianodon hypophthalmus (striped catfish), 4655 nucleotides. It is a transcript of the gene fam20a, whose product is annotated as FAM20A golgi associated secretory pathway pseudokinase. Bases 556 to 2136 code for a protein of 526 amino acids. NCBI's taxonomy places the organism in Eukaryota, Metazoa, Chordata, Actinopteri, Siluriformes, Pangasiidae. The record is from RefSeq and is a predicted model, not a curated record. The transcript has 11 exons. Gene Ontology annotation, cellular component: Golgi apparatus. Gene Ontology annotation, molecular function: protein serine/threonine kinase activator activity.
AAACCAGAGGGAAAAGGGAGCAUUAUCCUCGUCAUUUCACAAGUAAAAACAUGAGGAACACACACAUCUGCUUUUUUCUGCUGCUUCUUAAGCAUGUUUGAAUCCUUCCUCUUUCUCUGUGUCUGUCAUUUGCGCACAGUCCGUGAAUGUGUGUCUUUGACCAGAGACUCCGUCUACGUGGGAAAUGGGAAGGUGCAGCUGGAGCUUUGCCAAGAAGCAAGAGUAGCAUGCUGCUUCCGUGCUCCAGUCAGAAGAGAGCAGAAGGGCAUGGUCUCAGUCAGCCACUAAACAGAGGGACACACACACAAACACACACACACGUGUUGGCUCUAUCUCCGUCGUCCUGAGCCCAAAACCACAGAGGGAACAAUUCUGUGUAUGUACGCUGGAGGGGCCGCAUUAAAGGACAAAGCAACAGAUGUAUCUGAAAGACUGGAAGAAUUAGAAGUCCUAUAAAUCCAUAUAACCCAGCAUGCUGGAGAACUGCAAGACCUUCUCAACAAGUGUGACCAUCUCAAUUAAGUGAGCCUGUUCUGAGCUCUUUUUCCCCCACUAAUGGCAAGAAUGAAGAGGGACCGGUUCCUGUUGGCUGUCACCUUCAUCAUCAUUCUUACAGUUGAUGUCUACUUUGUUCUGCUUCCCAGGCUGAGAGCCUGGUAUGACUUAUCCAGGGGUGGCUGUAACUGCAAUGGGGUUAAUGGCAGUGUUGGCUAUACUGAACAGGUUCCUCACAAAAAAACCUUGAGUUCUAACCUUGUCUCUCAAAAAGAAUCCAAGCUGAAGAGGCUUUUUGGCCAUCCACUGUACAAUAUUCAUCUUCCAGAACUAACUUCAGUUGAGAGAUUGCUGGAAGAAGAGGAGCUCAUGGAAUAUUACAGGAGGAAAUUGACCCGCUGGGAGAGACAGCAGAAGUUCUACAUUGAGGCCGCAGCAGCAUCGAACAUCUCAUUGCCUGAGCAACCUGUAAACUUUGAUCCUGAUGCUAGCUGGCUGAAAUUCCAUUUGGGAAUCAACCGAUAUGCACUGUACUCCAGAGAUGACCAAAGCAUUGAUGAGCUACUGCAAGAUAUGCAGAGUGCCACUAUCAUUGGAGCAGAUUACACUCAAGAUGAAAAAGCCUUAAAGGGAGCAUGUGACUGCUCACAAGUAGUUAAGCCAAGUGGCCAUCACCUGAAACUUGCACUGAAGUUGCAAGACUUUGGGAAAGCUAUGUUCAAACCUAUGAGACAGGAACGACAUGAAGAGACACCUGAAGACUUCUUUUAUUUUGUUGACUUCCAGAGACACAAUGCAGAAAUUGCCUCCUUCCACCUGGACAGAGUCCUUGAUUUCCGGAGAGUUCCGCCUGUGGUUGGGAGACUCAUUAAUGUCACUGGCGAGGUAUUGUACACCACAUACAACGAGGAGCUCCGUAGUGUCUUCUUCACCUCGCCAGCUAACAACACAUGCUUCUUUGCCAAGUGUCUGUACGUGUGUAAGACGGAAUAUGCGGUGUGUGGACAUCCAGACCUUCUGGAAGGAUCCAUGUCGGCCUAUCUGCCUGGACUGAGUGUAGCACCCCGCAUUUCCAUCCCCAGCCCCUGGAUCCGCUCUUAUACCUUUACUGGAAAAGAGGAAUGGGAAGUAAAUCCAUCAUACUGUGACACCAUCAAAAGACUAUACCCCUACAGCUCUGGAAAUAGACUACUGAAUAUCAUUGACAUGGCCAUAUUUGACUUCCUUACAGGAAAUAUGGACCGGCACCACUAUGAAAUUUUUACCAAGUUUGGUGACGAAGGUUUUCUGCUUCACCUUGACAAUGCAAGAGGGUUUGGAAGGCACUCCUAUGACGAAAUGUCAAUUCUGGCACCACUGACGCAGUGCUGCAUGAUCAAGCGCUCUACGUUGCUGAGGCUGCAGCUGUUGUUGCAACCAGAGUAUCUACUCAGUGAUGUGAUGAGAGAGUCUUUGUCUCGAGAUCCACUCAGACCCAUUUUGACUGAGCCCCAUCUGCAGGCUCUGGAUCGGAGACUGGAGCGUGUGGUCAGGUCUGUGAGUAGAUGUGUGAAGAAGUUUGGGGAAGCCAAGGUGGUGGUCACCGACUUCAUGGAGACCUCCGGUGCAGCUACAGAGAGAAACCACAAAAAAAGCAGGUGACAGAUGCCGACAAGAGAAAAAAACAAAGGAAAAAUGUAAAGAAAGUGGUCAUAGACUUUGUGGAGGCCUCCAGUAGUUGUAAACAGGGAAUCCAGGGCAAAUGGAUGCAGACGUGUGAUAAAGAACAGAGCGUUCAAGCCAAGGAUUGAUAGAAAAACACUGGAACACUGACUCAUGGAUGUACCUCAUGAUUCUGGCCUGGAAUAGAAGGACCUUUUCUAUUUCAUUUCCUAACAAUUGCCUAUGGAUUAAAAAAUGUGUAAGUGAACAAGCACUAUUUGUAGAUGUGCACAUAUUGUACCAAAUUGUUGCACGAUGGAUACUUCACUGUGGGGGAAGUUGUUUUCAGAAUCGUAAAACUGACAGACGACGUCAUGUUCCUGAGAAGCGGCUGUGGGAUUUGCGGUGUACUUUUCAGGCAAACACAUGUUUGUGUGGAACUUUCAAACAUUCCCCUGAUUAUCUGCUUUUUUCUGCAACAUUUUAAACAAAUACUCAUUAGGGAGAUAGGGACAGACAGGGCAGAGAGCAGUGAAGAGGUUGAUUUCUUCAGAGAAAAGUAUAUGCCAUUAAAAUGUCUAAAACAUUUGGAUUUGUGGCUUUCGGUCCAGACGGCGAGCAAGCAUAUAAUCCUUGGCUGUCUCUUCGUUUCACAGUUUGUAGGCUUUCAAGUGGAAUCUCAAACCUGCCAGAAAAAAAUCAUCUGAACUAUUUACAGGCAACUCUUCCUUUGCCAAAACUUUGUUCCAACUUGUGGUAUGCAGUUUAUUGCAACACAAAUGUCAAAGGUAGAAGGUAGAAAGUAGUUUUUGGAACAAGCUGCAGCAUGUCUGUCAUUAGAGCUGGUCUGCUUGUUUCUAGUGACAACUAAAAAUGCCUCUUUUUUCAAAUCUGUAAAACGGAUUUUAAAAAAGCAAGCAAAUGUUUGAGACAUGAAACGAUUAGUGAAAAUUAAGCGAAAAAAGUUGAAUCAGUUCUUAAUCUCUAGUUUUAAUGAAGUCCCAGUUGAAAUUACUGAGCAUUCUACCCAUUAUAUUUCCUGCUUAAGAAAAACUAUACUGCUUCAUUGUAAGAUACAGAAAAUGUGGUUAGCCAAGAUUUUCUUGUGCUUUUGGAAUGCUUACAUGGAAUUUCUACUUAUUAGCAAGCUUUCCUUUAUUCCACAAAGCAGUUCAGGGCAAGCCAGUGCAGUUUCAGUGGGGGCCAGGUUUAUCCAAGUUUACUUUCCACUUUAAAACUUAGCCAGUUUCAGCACUAUAAACCAGUGUCAAUCAUGGAUACGAAACAAGCCACUAUUUUUCCAGAUUUAACAAACAUUAAGCUAAUAACUGAACCAAAACCAAAAACUGCCCCCUUGUGGUUGGCAUACAUUAUGACUUCAUUUUAAUGAUACAUCCAUUUGCCCUACACAGGAUUAAACACUUCAUGAUUAAGCAUUCAGUAGAAAAAAUGAAUACAAACAUCUCGGCAACUUUUUAUUGCUUAAACUGCCAUUACGACAAGCUAUACCAAAAAAUCAUUUUGUUGAUGACACACUGGAAAUCAACGCAAAACUGAAAUCAAAUUUAAAAAAGAAAAAGAACAUAUGGUCCACUGUUUAUGGUACCUGCAGUUCUAAUGACUGCAAGUGUCAAGAAACCAGCUCAAGGUUUGGGCUAGCAAGAGUAUAGAGUCUUUAGUAACAAAAGCCAAGCAAAGCUAGAUUAAUAUAUGUUUUUAUACAUAGAAAGAUAGAUGAUCAUAUAGACUGUGAGUGAGAAACUCUGGGUACCUUAGGGCAUAAAAUACUAUUUAAUAAAUAUAUAAUGUGAAGGAAUAAAGUGUAACAAUGAUGAGAGAGGGCACUGGGCAUUCUCUAUGGCUUAUACACUUUAAAAACAGGUAUCCUGUAAAUAAAAGGGCAAGUCAAAUGAAAACAUUAACUUCUUUAAAUUUAUUUAUUUUUUUUGGUUAUUGCAAAUAGGUGUUUUUUCAUUUUUCUAUAUAACCUACAUUUAGUUCAAUACAAGUGUUCCAGUGUGUAAUGAGUGCCUGGAUUCUUUUAGAAACAAAUUUGCUUUAAUUCUAAUUUGUCGCAAUUUUAAGGUUUUCAUUUGACUCACCAUCAUAUAUUUUUACAGCCUUUAUGCAUUGAAAUUGUGCUAUUUAUUCUACAUUACAAACACAAAACCACAAAAACAUAUUUUGCACAAAACAAUGUGUUGUUGCAUGAAGUUCAGAAAAAGCACGCAUACAUUAAUUAAUAUGGCACAAAGCUCCUAAAGUAAACUUAUUGAAAUUAAAAACGACAGUAUGGAACAACUUACUGAAACUGGCAUUGCUAAUACUGGAGAUUUACAGUCUGUUAAAUCUUGCUAUUUUGCUUAAUUGCUAAUGUGAUAACUGGAAAUAUUCUUGGCUGGUAUUAGGACUGUAAUAAUUUGAAUAAGACUUCUUGUUGUGACUUGCAUUUUGGCACUGGCUUUGAACCCCGGUGAAACUAUCACUUCCAUUCAAAUAAAGCCUUGGUGCAAGUGAAA